AAUAUAAGUAGGGGUGGAUAAGAGAAGGGUGUGGGUGUGUAUUGAAUUCAGACAGAGAAAAGGAAGAAGAAGAUAUAAACGAGGGUGCGUUGUAGCGUGACUGUCAAAUAUACAUAUUCUCUCUUACUUUCUCUCUCUCUCUCUCUCUCUCUCUUUUGGGAGAUUCGAUUCAAUCGCCCAUCAUUUCGGCUUUUACAAUCUAUGUCUCCUGCCUCUCAUCCCUCACUAUAAUGUUCUCUGUACCUUCCCAAUUCAUAUAUAAACAAACAUUCACCCCUUUCUUUGGAUUAUUACUCUGAAAGUUCCCUCACAUGCCAAAACAAAUUUACUGUUUGUCGCCAAUUCCCAACUUUGGCCCUGUUUUGAAUUGAAAAGAGGAUUGUUCACCAACCAAAGGGGGGGAAUUAAUUAAAUUAUGGAGGGGGAUACGUUUUCAGGCCUAGGUAAUGGUACACAAAUAGAUGGCAAGGUUUUUCAGACAUUUCAAAAGAGUUUUGUACAAGUGCAGAACAUAUUGGAUCAGAAUAGGCUGCUAAUUAAUGAGAUAAACCAGAACCAUGAGUCCAAGAUCCCUGAUAACUUGAGCAGGAAUGUUGGUUUAAUCAGAGAGUUAAACAACAACAUAAGAAGAGUUGUUGACCUUUAUGCAGAUCUUUCAUGUUCUUUCACCAAAUCAGUUGAUGCCUCAUCUGAAGGGGAUUCUAGUGGUGCCUUGAGGCCUGAUGGAAAACCUCCUACCAACAAGAGGAGCAAGCCUCUUUAGGAGGAGGAGGAAAAGGGAUAUUCAAAGUUGUGUCUCCUUUUUUAUCCAUUCUUUGUUAUGCUGGAAACAAGAUAAUCCUUCCAAGAUAAAUUAAUGGCUAGAUAAUAGUUAUAACCUUUUUUGUUAAAUUUUAUUUUCUCCCACUAGUUGUACUUUCUUUAGUACCUUACUCAGAAAUAAUGACCCCCCAGAGACUGGUUCCUUUGUUAAUGUGCCUUGUAGAUCUAAUUGAAUCAGAAAAUGUCUGUAUCCUCUAA
Messenger RNA from Capsicum annuum, 1020 nucleotides. RefSeq names its product protein ELF4-LIKE 3. NCBI's taxonomy places the organism in Eukaryota, Viridiplantae, Streptophyta, Magnoliopsida, Solanales, Solanaceae. The record is from RefSeq and is a predicted model, not a curated record. Bases 416 to 763 code for a protein of 115 amino acids. The transcript is spliced from 2 exons. Gene Ontology annotation, biological process: positive regulation of circadian rhythm; entrainment of circadian clock.